This is a messenger RNA of Marmota flaviventris (yellow-bellied marmot), 729 nucleotides long. Its product is annotated as olfactory receptor 5M10-like. Gene Ontology annotation, biological process: G protein-coupled receptor signaling pathway. Gene Ontology annotation, molecular function: olfactory receptor activity; G protein-coupled receptor activity. Gene Ontology annotation, cellular component: membrane. NCBI's taxonomy places the organism in Eukaryota, Metazoa, Chordata, Mammalia, Rodentia, Sciuridae. The record is from RefSeq and is a predicted model, not a curated record.
AUGUCCUCCCCAAACCACACUGUGGGGAUGGCAUUCAUUCUCUUGGGACUGACAGAUGACCCAGUGCUGGAGAAGGUCCUGUUUGGGGUGUUUCUGGUGGUCUACCUACUCACACUGGCAGGAAACCUGUGCAUGAUUGUGCUGAUCAGCACCAGUCCCCACCUGCACACUCCCAUGUACUUCUUCCUUGGCCACCUCUCCUUUGUAGACAUCUGCUAUUCCUCCAACAUCACUCCCAACAUGCUGUAUGAUUUCCUCUCAGAGGACAAGACCAUUUCCUAUGCUGGGUGCUUCACUCAGUGUCUCCUCUUCAUUGCGCUGGUGAUCACUGAGCUUUACCUCCUUGCUUCCAUGGCCCUGGACCGCUAUGUGGCCAUCUGCAGCCCUCUGCAUUACAGCUCCAGGAUGUCCAGGAACGUCUGCAUCUCCCUGGUCACCUUCCCUUAUGUGUCUGGCUUCCUUCAUGGGCUGUCUCAGGCACUGCUGACUUUCCACCUGUCCUUCUGUGGCUCCCUGGAGAUCAACCACUUCUACUGUGCAGAUCCUCCCCUGCUCCUGCUGGCCUGCUCUGACACCCACAUCAAGAAGAUGGCCAUGUUUGUGGUGGCUGGCUUCACUCUCUCCAGCUCGCUCUCAGUCAUUCUCCUGUCCUACCUCUUCAUUGUUGCAGCCAUCCUGAGGAUCCGUUCUGCUGAAGGCAGGCGCAAAGCCUUCUCCACUUGUGGCUCC